Penicillium nucicola is the source of this 2520-nucleotide messenger RNA. RefSeq names its product mRNA-binding ubiquitin-specific protease UBP3. Gene Ontology annotation, biological process: protein deubiquitination. The transcript has 2 exons. The record is from RefSeq and is a predicted model, not a curated record. The coding region runs from base 1 to 2520 and encodes 839 amino acids. NCBI's taxonomy places the organism in Eukaryota, Fungi, Ascomycota, Eurotiomycetes, Eurotiales, Aspergillaceae. Gene Ontology annotation, cellular component: nucleus; cytosol. Gene Ontology annotation, molecular function: cysteine-type deubiquitinase activity; cysteine-type endopeptidase activity.
AUGAACCACCAUCUGCCCGCCAUGCAGCAUGGGCAGCCUCUGCCUCCCCAGCGCCGCCAGCAGGACUUUCCAUAUAACAACGUUCCCCCGAACAUGCGCUCUUCGCCAUACAUGGGGUACCACCCACACAUGAAUGGCCACAUGCCCCAGUCCUUCGCGCCGCAACCAUACCCUCAAUGGUAUCCGCCAUAUGGACAUAUCCAGCAGAUGCCGCAACGUCCAUACCAGCCGCAUCCUUAUAACCCAAUGAUCGUAUCCUCAUACCCUCAUUCGCAACCUGUUAUGGCGCCCACUCAUCUCCCCCCUCAUUCGAUGUCGAUGCAACAAAGAAUCCCGACUCCUUUACAAUCGACAAUGUCUCCAUCCAUCCCGAUUCCGUCACUUCAGCCCGAGAUGCAUGAACAUCCUGCUGUGCUACCCCAGCCAGUUCCAGUCUACCCUGUGGCUUCCCCGUCGCCGCGAUGGGAGCCGAAGUCAAGCAUUCCCCGUAAGCCUGACUUCGCCGCACCUCUUCCUUGGCUGUCCGUCCCUGAGCAGCCUUUCCCGGCUAGAAUCCCACGCAGACGUCGCAAGGGCCGUGCGAUGCAAUACUCACUUGAACUGCCGGACAAAGAUGCGCCAAAGAGCAUCGAGGCUGACAACCAAGAAGAAACCAAGCCCUCAUCAUCUAUUCAAGUACCUUCGGAACCCCAAACUCCGACCACUCCGUUCCAACAGUCGGAUACCGACUCGACACAGCCAACGACGCCUUCUUCCACAGCGAAAUCUCAGGCUCCCUCCAAAACUUCAAAGCCUUAUACUGCUCCUGUUGUCCCGGUAGUACCUAAUGUGCCUGCCACUCCACGUCGUCACAAGAAAGACAACAGCAGUGUCACAUCUGGAACACCCAAGUCUACCACAGCUGCCAAUGUAGAGACGGAAGCUAACACGGCUUCUGUCGCGGAAACCAAGACAAGCUCUCCUGUUCCCGCCGCAAACAAGCGUUGGGCCGAUCUGGUUCGCUCCAAACCAUCUGCUAAGCCAUCGGGUACCACCGCCGCCCCUACCCCGGCCACAUCGAAUGGAGUACCUCAAAAAAGCGAAUCGCUUGCAGAUGUCCUGGUCACCCUGGGCGAGGACGUUAAUCAGUACAGCGACAAGAUUGCCUUCCUAGAGCCUCGAGGUCUUGUCAACACUGGAAACAUGUGCUACAUGAACUCCGUCUUGCAAAUUCUUGUUUCUUGUACGCCAUUCUACCAGUUCCUUGACCAUCUUGGCCGGAGAGCUGCGCAUAGUUUCCAUAGCGAUCUUCCUUUGAUCGACGCCAUGAUCAUGUUCAUGAAAGAGUUCCGCGUUAUCGACGCCGCAACUUCAGAAGAUCAGCUGCGCCUCAGAUUGAAGCCUACCGAGCUUGAGCAAUAUGGAGAAGCUUUCAUUCCAGAAUUUGUUUACGAGAUGGUCCGACAGCUACCGAGAUUUAGAGACAUGCGACGUGGGCACCAACAGGAUGCUCAAGAGUUCCUUGGGUUCCUUCUUGAGGAAAUGCAUGAGGAGUGUGCUCGUGCUUCUAAAUACACAUCGAUCAAUCUUCAGGAGUCCGAUGAAUCUGGCGCCGAUGGAUGGCUAGAGGUUGGUCAUAAGCAGAAGGCAGCUGUGACACAGCUAUCUGGCUCUAUUGCCACGGAGUCCCCUGUCACUAGAAUCUUCGGAGGCAAGCUUCGAUCAGAGUUCAAGGUGCCUGGAAACAAGACUUCUGUCACAUUGGAACCUUACCAACCCCUGCAACUGGAUAUCGGGGCGCAUGAUGUUCACAACAUCCUCGACGCUCUUAAGGGCCUGACCAAGCCAGAGAGUAUCCAGGGUGAUUUCAACUCAUCGCGUGGUCCCAACGUCACUGCCACGAAACAAAUUUUCAUCGAGACUUUGCCUCCUGUCCUUAUCCUUCAUCUUAAGCGAUUCCAAUAUGACAGUAUCACUGGAGCUACUCAGAAAAUUUGGAAGAAGGUUGGAUAUCCUCUCGACUUGGAGCUGCCACGGGAGGUUUUCCCUGCCCACCAGCGUAACGCCAUGGCAGCUCAGGGUGGUCCUCCGAAGUACCGUCUUAUGGGAGUCAUUUACCAUCACGGAAAGAACGCCAGCGGUGGUCAUUAUACGGUUGACGUUCGUCGUCAAGAAGGCUUGGAAUGGAUUCGCAUGGAUGACACUAUCAUCCGUCGCGUUCGCAGCGAAGACGUUGCAGAAGCUGGUGGCGAGGAAGACCCCAAGGUACUCGCUGCGGCUUUGGAACAGCACAAGCAGAACAAGACCCCCAACGGCAACAUCUUCGACCACAUUGACCAGGAUGACAUGGACUCGGCUGAUAAUGAUAAGGGCUGGAGUCAGGUCAACGGUAACGGUAUCAACGGACAUGCAAGCAAGAAGUCUGUCAAUGGAGUUACUCCAUCCCCCGGACAGUCAUCUGGCGUGCGGACUCCAAUUGGCCGCUUUGGCUCCCGCGACAAUAAGGUUGCCUACCUGCUGUUCUACCAACGCAUGGAUUGA